UAUCGCAGCCAGCUAUACUCAGAGAAGCACCUUGUUGAACUCACUCCCCAGCUCCGGGAACUGACCCAUCUCCUGAGAGCUGCUCCUCUUCAGGAUCCCAGAGCAGGCUUCCAUGCUACUGUGGGCAUCCUUGCUGGUCCUCGCAGCUCCAGUGAGCGGACCACUUGUUCCUAUAUCGAAGUCCGUGAUUUCCCUCCAGCCUCCAUGGACCCCUGUCUUCCGUGGAGAGAGAGUGAAUCUGACGUGCGAUGGAUUUCGCCUCUAUGCACCAGAGAGAGUAGAGUGGUACCAUGUGUUCUCCAGGAGAAGAAAUUCAAGUGAAACCAUGGGAAACAUCCUUGAGGUUCGUGAUUCUGGAGAGUACAGAUGCCGGGCACCCGGCUCACUCCUGAGUAACCCCGUGCAGUUAAUCUUUCACCCAGGGUACUUCAUCCUCCAGGCCCCAUAUUCUGUGUUUGAAGGUGACGAGUUAGUUUUGAGAUGCCAGAAAAGGGGAAAAGAGAAAAUGACUGCUGUGAGAUACAUUUGGAAUGGAAAAGUUAUUUCUAACUCUAGUAAAAGCACAGAUGUUUUGAUACCACAAGCAAGAUUAAGUAACAGUGGCUGUUACCAAUGCAUCGGAUACUUGGAAAACGCUUAUGUAUUAAAAUCAAAUCUCAGAUAUAUUCAAAUUCAAGAACUGUUUUCACGUCCAAAGGUGAAAGUCACAGACCCUCAGCCUACAGAAGGGAAUUCGGUAAACCUGAGCUGUGAAACACAGCUUCCUCUAGAGCGACCAGACACUCGGCUUCACUUUGUCUUCCUUAGAGACAAUGGGGUCCUCCUCUCAAACUGGAGCAGGUCCCCGGAACUCCAGAUCGCAGCCAUCUGGAGAGAGGACUCAGGGUCCUACUGGUGUCGUGCUGAGACGGUGACCAGCAGUGUCCACAAACGCAGCCUCCCACUCAAGAUCCAUGUGCAGAGAAUCCCCGUGUCUGACGUGCUCCUGGAGAUCCAGCCCCAGGGGGAUCUGGUGGUUGAAGGGGAGACGCUGGUCCUUGUCUGCUCUGUGGCUGAAGGCACAGGGAACAUCACGUUCUCCUGGCACAGAGAGGAUAUGGAGGAGAGUCUGGGGAAGAAGAGUCAGCGUUCCCAGAGAGCAGAGCUGGAGAUCCCUGACAUCAGGGAGAGCCAAGCAGGGAGCUACUACUGCGCAGCUGACAACAGCUACGGUCUCAUCCAGAGUGAGGCAGUGAACGUCACUGUGAGAAGCAUGCCCGGAAACAGAGGAGGCCUUGUUGCUGCAAGAGCCACUGGGGGAACACUCAGCACGCUUCUCCUGGCUGUGGCCCUGCUCUUUUACUGCUGGCACCGGAGGAAACCAGGGACUUCCUCGAGUCAAAGCCUGAACCCACCACCCUGUGCUCCAGUGGUCCUGCUCUCCACAGGAGAUGGUUUUCUGGGAGACACAACCAGAAGCCCUGCCAGCCCAGGCCCCGGAGAGCACCCCCAUCCUGUGUGCCCCGCCCCAGUGGGGCUGCAGCUGUUGUACGACAACGUGCACCUCAGAGAAAGAGACUUGGUGUAUUCUGAGAUCCAGAUUGUUCAGCCGGGAGAAGAAGGAGCAGCCAGUACCUCCAGAACAUCUGUAGAGAAUAAGCAUGCCUCGACUGUUUACUCUGUGGUGAAGGCACAGCUCUGAGAUGAUUCAGCUGGAAAUGUCAGCUCUGAAGAUGAAGAUGCCAUGGAAAGUUAUGCGGGUGUCCCACUCGUGUGCCUUGUCCCUGACCCAAAGCCCCCGGCUCAGUGAAGUCCUCAAGGUUUCUGGAGUGAUCAGCUAGUUCUAGCUUUCCAGUUCUUCCUGCCCAUUCACUCCCAGGACUUUUAAUUCAUUCACUCUGAGGUGGUGAUGGGAAGGCCCUCCAAGGUCUUCGCUAAAAUGACCAGGAUCCGUGGUCAAGAGAAGAGCCUGUAUGCCUGCUGUGAGCCUGACUUAAUGUGUUUCCUAGGUUCUGAUUUAGGGAAAAGGAAUAAGGAAGGAGAAGGACUGAUGUUGGAAAACAGAAGCACAAAUUUUGGUGAAUUGGGACUUGCACGAGACGGAAAAGACUGAGUGACUCAGGUCUCUGUUCAAUGCAUCUUCAACGAUUCUCCCACUGGGGAAUCAUCUGCAUCAAUUGGUUUCACUAUGAGUGGCUACACGUGUGCUUCACAGACAAUUCAUAGCUUCGUCCCUUCUGCUUACACUGUUUACAUUGUCAAGAUUCAGUUGCAGACCAAAGAAUCCAUUCCAAAUGGUUUACAGAUAAAGGAAUGUAACAGUUUAUAUUAACCACUUUGAAAAACCAUUAGGAGAGCUGGAGAAGCAGGCUCUAGGCUGAGCUUCCAAAAGCAGAAAGUAAUUAUGUUAAUGUCAUUAAGGACAAAACUUUUUAACAUCAGAGAAAAAAAAUACAAAUACAAAAUCAAAAAGCUAAUUAACAACCCUGAAAGCCUAAAUCUGAACAGGAAAUAUCAGCAAACACUGAUGGCAAAUCCUACCUUUUUUAAAAAAACGUUAUUUCCUAGGUCUGUCCACUGGAAAGUCUAGAAAUAAUUACCAACCCAAUAACUCAUUACACAUGUUGUAGUUUCUAAAUACUAUUUCCUACUCAAAGGAUAUGGAGCUCACUUUCUUGUAGGAGCUGUAUCUUUGAGUCAUCAAAUAGGUAAUGUUAGAAUAAUUCCUCCAAUAAACGAAGAAGGACUGAAAGAAAUAGAAAAUGACUAUUCUGUGUGAAUGUUUCAUGCUACAGCUACUGAUUAAGUUAAUAUACAAAAGCCAGCCUAACAUUCUGUGCCUCCUGAUAGGAGUGACCGAUACCACCUACAAAGUUCUUACGCCCGAAACAUCAAAGCUGAAUCCACUCAAGUCUCUAGACCUAACCACCAGUUUUCGGAGUACAUGGGAUCAAGCACUGCGCUAAACAGCACCACGGGAUUGCAGUCAGAAAAAUCUAAACUGCAGGAAAACUCUACAGGGCAAAUGACCUGGUUUCUCCCAAAAAUAAAUGACAAAAAGAAGGAAAGAAACUGAAAGAGGGAAGGAAGGUCUACAAAUUAAAUGCGACUUGAGAUACAUCAGUCAAAAGGAAUGAGUGGGCCUUGACUCAAACAAACCAAGUUAAAAAUAAAUUGCUUAUGAGCUACUAAAGGAAACUUGUGCAUUAAUUUGAAGAAAUUGUGUUUGGAUAAGUUCUGCGUUUGAAGAAUGUUAUGUGUUUUGGAUAUAAAUGAUAAUAUUGUGGUUAUAAAGGAGCAUUCAUCUUUUACCUCAUACUGAAGUAUUUGUAGAUUAAAUGUUAUGAUUUUGUUUGAAACAAUCUAAGGAGGGGAGGGUGGGUAGGAAGUGGGUAGCGGUACAGAUGAAAGGAGACUGGUCAUGUGAGCACCAUUUCUGAACCGGGUGACAGGUACCUUGUGGGAGGAAGGACAGCUUAUACUAAUCUCUGCUUUUGUG
Molecule: messenger RNA, 3478 nt
Organism: Vicugna pacos (alpaca)
Lineage: Eukaryota; Metazoa; Chordata; Mammalia; Artiodactyla; Camelidae
Source: RefSeq, a predicted model, not a curated record